Messenger RNA from Beta vulgaris subsp. vulgaris (sugar beet), 1093 nucleotides. RefSeq lists its product as hypothetical. The record is from RefSeq and is a predicted model, not a curated record. The coding region runs from base 86 to 730 and encodes 214 amino acids. The transcript is spliced from 3 exons. Lineage: Eukaryota; Viridiplantae; Streptophyta; Magnoliopsida; Caryophyllales; Amaranthaceae.
AUUCAUUCCUUUUUAGCAAUAUAAUAGAAGUGUAUAAAAACAAUAUAUACAUUCAUUUUUAUUAUUGCUCAUUCUAUUACAAUCAAUGGCUUCAUUUUUCAACAAGAUUUCCCUUAUAACUCUUGCUUUCCUAUCUUCCCUCUUGGUCCAAUGCACCCUAGGAGAGGUAACAUGUGAACAACUUAACAAGGAGGCGUGUGCAUUUGCUGUAUCAUCUAUUGGUAAGCGUUGUGUGCUAGAGAAGUAUGUGCGGAGGAGUGGUUUGGAGGCAUACAAGUGCACUACAUCCGCCAUCGACACCGAUGAGCUCAAGGACAUGGUUGAAAGCAAUCAUUGUAUUGAAGCUUGUGGCCUAGACCGUGAUACCUUGGGAAUUUCUUCCGACUCUCUUCUUGAGUCUCGUUUUACCCGAAAACUUUGCUCCCCACAGUGUUACCAAAAGUGCCCAAAUGUCAUCGAUCUCUACUUCAACCUUGCUGCUGGUGAAGGUGUAUUUCUACCCAAAUUAUGUGCGUCACAACGUGAGAAUCCAAGAAGAGGAUUGUCCGAAAUAAAGAGCUCAGGAAUAGCAGCACCUGGACCAAUGUCAGGAGUUCAAACUGCACAAUUGUUGGGUGCUCCAAUUAGUUCUCUUGAGGUGGCCGACGCUCCAAUUGGAUCUCCUAUGACUUCCAUGGAGUUAGAUGUUCUAACUCCUGCUGCUUCUCCAGCUAUGCCUCCUUCUUUCUAGAUCACAUUUAUCAGGCCACGUAUUCGAGGAAAUGUACUAUAUAUUGAAAUACAUUUAAUAAGUUUAUAUACGGAAACACAUAGAGGACAUAGUCGACAGACUAUAUAGAACUGUAAAAGUAUAUAGUGAGUGGAGUAUAUGUGUGCUUGUAAUAUUUUUGAAAGCUAGAAUUUCGUUACCUGAUUAUGUAUACUUAGGAAUAUAGAACAUACCAUGAAUAAGUUUGAUAUUAGUAAUAUAGUUUUGUUGGAUGGAUUAUUGUUGUACCAAGUCACCAUACUACUACAUGUAUACAAUCAUACGAUUAGAGAGUGCUAAAUGUGGCCUAGGAUGAGUUUAUAAUAAAAAAGUUUAUGUUAUUAA